AGGAUAAUCUUGCUCGCAAAGUCGAACCACUGCGUCUCAGCAAACCAUAAUAGUUAACAGCGAUGAGGAGGCGUUAGCCACACUACAGUCCCUGCAGGGACAUCAGGCAGUGAUCACUCCUGAGCGGCUGCAGGCUCUAGGACAGGAGCACAUCAUUGUAGCUCAGGAACAGGCAGUGUCAGACCAGGAGGAAGGUGCAUACAUUCAGCAGAUAACCACCAUAGACGGUCAGACGGUCCAGCAUCUGAUGACAGGAGACAACCAGGUUACUGAGGUUCAGUAUAUCAUCUCACAGGAUGGAGUUCAACACUUACUUCCUCAAGAGUAUGUAGUAGUAGCUGAUGGCAACCACAUACAGAUGCCAGACGGACAGAUAAUCCAGUACGAACAUGACAGAACCAUUGUUCAGGAGCAACAGAUUGCUGUAAGUCACGACGGUCAGAUCCAGUACCUACCUGUCAGCUCUGAUCAACAAAUCGUGAAUGCUGAAGAUUUGGAGGCUGCUGCCCACUCUGCUGUCACAGCCGUAGCAGACGCGGCCAUGACACAGACCCAGACAGUCUACACUGAGGCUACACCUGAGCAACUGGAAGAGCUGCAGCAACAGGGCAUCCACUAUGAUGUCAUUACUUUCUCCAAUGAAUAGGGAUGCAAGUGCGCCAAGAGGAGGACCAAUACAAACCACUA
Molecule: messenger RNA, 687 nt
Organism: Oreochromis niloticus (Nile tilapia)
Lineage: Eukaryota; Metazoa; Chordata; Actinopteri; Cichliformes; Cichlidae
Product: zinc finger protein 335-like
Exons: 7
Coding region: 248-646 (132 amino acids)
Source: RefSeq, a predicted model, not a curated record